Parastagonospora nodorum SN15 is the source of this 2055-nucleotide messenger RNA. RefSeq lists its product as hypothetical. The coding region runs from base 1 to 2055 and encodes 684 amino acids. The transcript is spliced from 3 exons. Gene Ontology annotation, cellular component: eukaryotic translation initiation factor 2B complex. Gene Ontology annotation, molecular function: translation initiation factor binding; guanyl-nucleotide exchange factor activity; translation initiation factor activity. NCBI's taxonomy places the organism in Eukaryota, Fungi, Ascomycota, Dothideomycetes, Pleosporales, Phaeosphaeriaceae. The record is from RefSeq and is a predicted model, not a curated record.
AUGCCCCCAAAAGGAAAGAAGGGCCAGGACAAGGGCAAGUCGGGCGAGGAGGAGCGCGAUGAGCCCCUCCAGGCAGUGUGCUUGCUACCCCUCGCCAACACCCCGCUCAUUGAAUACACCUUCGAGUUCCUAGCCAACGCCGGCGUAGAGGAAAUCUUCGUAUAUUGUGGCGCACACCGAGAGCAGGUUGAGGAAUACAUCACAAAGUCAAAAUGGGCGGCGCAAUCCUCGCCUUUCUCGCGGCUGGAGCUCAUUCAGUCGACGUCGCACUCCAUUGGUGAUGCGAUGCGAGACCUGGACAGCAGGAGUCUGCUCACUGGUGACUUCCUUCUCGUUUAUGGCGAUGUCGUCAGCAACCUGCCGCUGGAGUCUGCGCUGGCUGCGCAUAGGGCACGUCGAGUAAAAGACAAGAACGCUAUCAUGACAAUGGUGCUGCGUGAGGCCGGCGCAAACCACCGGACAAAAGCAAGAGGGUCCAGCCCCAUAUUUGUGAUAGACCCGACCAAAGACAGAUGUCUACACUUCGAACAAAUGCCGAAUCGCGACCAAACACACUUUCUCUCCAUCGACCCCGAACUUCUGUCGGAGCAUCAGGAGCUCGAAAUACGGCAGGACUUGAUCGACUGUGGUAUUGAUAUCUGUACGCCUGAUGUACUCGCGCUAUGGAGCGACAACUUCGACUUCCAGGCGCCGCGGAAAGGCUUCCUACACAGUGUCUUGAAGGACUAUGAGCUCAAUGGCAAGACGUUCCACACCCACAUCGUCUCCGACCACUACGCAGCGCGAGUUCGGAACCUGCACGCAUACGAUUCAGUGAGCAAGGAUAUCGUGUCGCGGUGGGCAUACCCACUGUGUCCAGACAGCAACCUUGUCCAAGGACAAUCAUAUCGGCUGCAGAAAGGCAACAUCUACAAAGAGGAGGGUGUCAUAUUGGCGCGCGACUGUGUGAUAGGAUCGAAAACUGUCAUCGGCAGAGGCACCAGCAUCGGCGACAAGACCGUGAUAAAAAACAGCAUCAUAGGUCGACACUGCCAGAUUGGACGCAAUGUCAAGCUAGACGGUGCUUUUAUUUGGGACUACGCGAGCGUCGGAGAUGGAAGCACAAUUUCGAAGUCGGUCAUCGCGAACGAAGCAUCUAUAGGGCGAAAGUGCACAGUCGAGGACGGAGCGCUCAUCUCUUACGGUGUUACAAUUGGCGAGGGCAUGACCAUUCGAGGCGAACACCGGAUCACAAGAGCGAAGCGGAAGCAGGGCAGCGGCGAUGCGGUCAGAGGUGAUCCGGAUCCUACGAUAGUUGGACCAAAGGGAGAUGGGUUUGAAUUUCAAGACUCCGACGAGGACGACGAGGAUGAGCCAUUGGAUGGCCUUCCACUGACAGCCGUAGUGUACAACUUCUCAAACGAGUCGAUAUCGACACUCAAUUCAGACUCGGAAGCGGACGACCUCGAGUUACAAGACCACAGCCGAUCAGCAGCAAGCAGCUUCCUUUCGGUGGGCUCAGCAGACAGCCAGCAUGCGGCAAACUUCGAUCAUGACGCGUCUCAAAGUAUUUACGACUCAUUGGAGCAGGGCCAUGAACCAGCAAACAUACAACUAGAACUCACCGCAUUGCGCAUGAGCACGAAUGCCUCGGAUCAUCAGGUCCGGCGCGCAGUGGUCAGCUCCUUCGUCAAGCGCAUACUGCAGCUCAUCAAUUCUGGCGAGACCAACAAAGCUGCCAUCGCGCAAGUCUUUGGCCAGUACAAGGAGCUCAUCGACCGCGCCAUAUUCGACAAGAACCAGUCCAGCAAGACUGAUCAAGUAGACUUCAUGCUUCUCCUACAGGCAGAUUUGAGCCACAGAGAAAACGGCGACGCUGUGCUUCUGAGCGCAGCGACAAAGCUCACGGAGCUUGACUGCAUAGAAGAGGACGGCAUAAUACAGUGGUGGGAUGACGAGCGGGGCUCUGAAAGUGAGGAGCUCAAGAAGGUCAGGGAAAAGACACGGGCACUGGUGGAAUUCUUGCAGCAAGACAGCGAGGAUGAGAGUGAAGAGGAGAGUGAAGACUCUGAGUAG